AGAAGUGAAAGGAGCCUCCAUGUUACUUUAGCCUUUAACAUGAUUAUAUACAUGCCGCUAGCUGCCGUUCCUGGAGGGGAGGCUAGUUAGCUAGCUGGAUCUAACCUAGUUCAUAACAGCAGGCGUUACAUCACUUUGGGUCGUGUCCCACCUGGGAAAUAACGGCCCGAAGGAACAAACUCUCAUAUUGACUUUGAUAUUAGCAUGAUACACAGAUCUGUAAAAACCUAAACAAGAGGGACAGCUUUAGUGACUUGGCAAAUUUGUUUUUCUGAGGGGGCUGUCAAGACUCGACUGAUUUCGCUGUACACUGAUUUCAAGACAGAAGAAGAGAUGUCCUGUCCAUGUACUUCAGUUGCCAGGUUGUUCCUAAACACUGCUAACAGAGGAUUGUCGUGCUCCCGAAUCCAGUUUUUUUCUCGAAGUCGUCAAGGAUCCCGAGAAGCUCAUUUUCAUCGUCGAGUACCCGUGAGGUCAUUUUCAGAAACUGCCGUUUGUUAUGCAUCUAAAGAUGGCACAACUAAGGAUGGCGGAAAUGAUGGUGGAAAGAAAAACGUCAGUGAGGGGAAGAGACUGUCUGGUUCUGGAGGAUCAGGAAAGGGUGGAAGCCAGCUACGCUGCCCUAAAUGUGGAGACCCCUGCACACAUGUAGAGACCUUUGUAUCAUCCACACGAUUUGUCAAAUGUGAGAAAUGUCAUCACUUUUUUGUGGUCUUGUCUGAAACGGACUCUAAGAAAGGGCUAAACAAAGAGCCUGAAUCUGCUGCAGAGGCAGUGAAACUGGCAUUUGCACAGAAACCACCUCCUCCUCCCAAGAAGAUUUAUGCCUAUCUGGACAAGUAUGUUGUUGGCCAGUCCUAUGCAAAAAAGGUUUUGGCAGUUGCAGUGUACAAUCAUUACAAGCGCAUCUAUAACAACAUCCCUGCAGGGAGUCGGCAGCAGGUGGAGGUGGAAAAACAGCCAUCUUUAACUCCUCGUGAGCUAGAGAUGAGAAGACGAGAGGAUGAAUACAGAUUCACAAAGCUGCUGCAGAUUGCAGGGAUCAGUCCACAUGGAAAUGCUCUUGGAGCGUCCAUGCAGCAGCAGGCAAGCCAGCAGGCACCUCAGGAGAGAAGAGGCGGGGAGGUCCUGGACUCAACACACACUGACAUUAAACUGGAGAAGAGCAACAUUAUCCUUCUAGGUCCAACUGGUUCAGGAAAAACAUUGUUGGCGCAGACACUGGCACGUUGUCUGGAUGUUCCGUUUGCAAUCUGCGACUGCACCACUCUAACUCAAGCUGGUUAUGUGGGAGAAGACAUCGAGUCGGUUAUUGCCAAACUUCUACAGGAUGCCAACUACUCGGUAGAGAAGGCACAGCAAGGUAUUGUGUUCCUGGACGAGGUUGAUAAAAUUGGCAGCGUACCUGGAAUCCAUCAGCUGAGAGAUGUGGGUGGAGAGGGAGUUCAGCAGGGUUUACUGAAACUUCUCGAGGGUACAAUUGUCAAUGUCCCAGAGAAAAACUCCAGAAAACUAAGAGGUGAAACUGUGCAGGUCGACACAACAAACAUUCUGUUUGUUGCAUCAGGUGCCUUUAAUGGCCUUGAUAGGAUCAUUAGCAGAAGAAAGAAUGAAAAGUAUUUGGGUUUUGGAACUCCCUCUAACCUGGGGAAAGGGCGCCGUGCAGCUGCUGCAGCAGACUUGGCCAACAGCAGCGGUGAGACGGACACAGUGGCAGAGAUUGAAGAAAAAGACCGACUGCUGAAGCAUGUUGAGGCCAGGGACCUGAUUGAGUUUGGAAUGAUCCCAGAGUUUGUUGGUCGUCUUCCCGUUGUUGUUCCUCUGCACAGCCUGGAUGAAGAAACAUUAGUCCGGAUCUUGACUGAACCACGCAAUGCUGUAGUACCCCAGUACCAGGCUCUGUUCAGCAUGGACAAAUGUGAACUCCAUGUGAACCAAGAUGCCUUGAGAGCCAUUGCCAGGAUGGCUUUGGAGAGAAAAACUGGAGCUCGUGGACUCAGAUCCAUUAUGGAAAAACUUCUCCUCGAGCCGAUGUUCGAGGUGCCACACUCGGACAUUAUGGCUGUUGAACUGGAUCAAGAUGUUGUCCAAGGAAAAUCAGAACCCAGAUACAUCAGGGCUCCAGCAAAGGAGUCAGCAGAAGAGGAGUAUGACUCCAGCAUUGAGGAGGAGAACUGGCCUCGGCAGGCGGAUGCUGCUAACAACUGAACCACAUUUGGCUCAUUUCACCUGGAAGCCCUGCCAUCUGAAACAUUAGAUUAACAAGAACCUUUUUGUAUGCCAAGAUUGGUAUCAAAGUCUUUUAUUAUAGCACCUGACAAAUAAACUGUGGACAUCAGUGAAGAGGCUGUCAUGAUGAACAAGCUAAGAGAGUAACAACCUUUGGUCCCUUGCAUCAGAUAAUAAUUCUUAGGUGGUGCACGUACAGUGUGGACCUUUAUGAAAUAUUCAAUCUCUGGGGAUUGUUAACAUUUUAUCUAUAUGAAGAUAAAGCAAUUUUAUUCAUGAAAGUAUUUGUAGCUAGUUUGUUUUCUCUUUUUAUGGUGAUGGGCUGUAAUAGCAAGGGAAGCAAAUGGAAAUUAUGGGAUCAUACUGUACACUUGAAACAAGGCGCUCAGAAAGUGUAGAUGUUAACAUGUCAAGAAAUGCCUUACGUCACAAGGGCAUGAUAUUUCGCAAGCACAUCAAUAUUUUGAUGUUUUCUUUAAACACCAUUGUAGUAAUGGUGCUCAAAGUGAAAUUGGUUGUAAAUGUAAAGCUACACUGCAUAGGUAGCAUUUGUAAGCAGUUUGUAUGACAUGACCUUUAAUUAGCUAAACACACCAGCACACUAAACAUAGCAGGUGAGAAAUGAUGACUAAUUUUUUAAAUCAGCCAGAAUGGUUAUUUUUACCGUCUUCAGCUUCUUCCUUUAGCCCACUCUUCAGGAAUAUGUGUUUACUUACAGACCUUUUGUGUUCCAGGCUGCUUCACAAAGCAGGAUUAGCAGACUGGCUGUGGAGCUUUGAAGUUAUGAGAAAGUAAAAUCUCGUUUGUAACUGUUAUGCUUUAGUAUUGGUGACUGGAUUACACCCCUAAACCAGAUAUCUUAAGUUUCCUUGUCCUGAUUCAAAUGGUUGGAUAAUCUUCCUUUAACACAGCUUCUCUUCUAAACCUGCUUUGUCAAAUAUUCUGCAAAACAGUUUUGUUAGUGUGCACCAGUGUGUCAGGAAUUAACUUCCUUUAGUGGCGCAAUAUCCUGUUACUAAAUAGUACCUCCAUUACAAGUGUAUAAUAAAUAAAGAUUCCACCUAAAUGCUCUCUGACUCCACCAUGCUGCUGUACUCUAAAAUGCUGUUUGUGCUAUAAAAUUAGGAUAAUCCAGAUCUGUUCUCUCUCUGCUUCUUUUCUUUAAAGUUUCAAACUGCCUUUCUUUUUUCAGAGGUCUGUUACAGAAACUAGAAGCUGCCCUCCCUCCCUCCAAAGCCUGUGAACCUUAAAUUUAUUGUGAUUGUUUUAAAAUAUAUAUAUAUAUAUAAAUAAAAUGUAUAUCUGUAUAAAAUCUUAAUUGUUCUUUACCUCUGAAUUUGGGUGCAGAGAGGAAAUUGAAUAGCAAAUGUGAUUAAAUGUCUGUCGAUAUGAACACGCAUUACUGCAACAGACAUCACAAUGUUGUACUACACCGUUAGGCUGUCACCUUUAUGUAACGAGCUAAUCUCUGGAAAGUAUCGUGCUGUUCUCUGUUUGCCGAUACCUCAGCAUUUCCCUAAUCCCACUUCCAUUCCACAUGGAAAUUGUAUGGAACGGCAUGCUGUCUUCAAUGUGGUUUUGAAUAAAGACCUAAUAACAGCAUA
Molecule: messenger RNA, 3833 nt
Organism: Melanotaenia boesemani (Boeseman's rainbowfish)
Lineage: Eukaryota; Metazoa; Chordata; Actinopteri; Atheriniformes; Melanotaeniidae
Gene: clpxb
Product: caseinolytic mitochondrial matrix peptidase chaperone subunit Xb
Exons: 15
Coding region: 334-2208 (624 amino acids)
Biological process (GO): proteolysis; protein folding; protein catabolic process
Cellular component (GO): mitochondrial matrix
Molecular function (GO): ATP hydrolysis activity; zinc ion binding; protein dimerization activity
Source: RefSeq, a predicted model, not a curated record